AUGAAAACUGUCUAUUACAAAGAAAUCACCUACCAACAGUAUCUCCAACUGCAACCUGAACAACAGGAGAAAUAUCUGGCUUUAUGUCAGGAAGAUUUUGAACGGGAAACUGAAAGAAUCGCUUUUGAACGUCAAGGAGGCAUUCCUGGUAUCGCUAAGAAACUCGCACAAGAAGAAGUUGCUUGGUUCGAUCGUGUUACGACAUGGUCAUACAUGAAUGCAUAUAUUCCAAGUUACAGAAGGAGAAAAAACUUUCUAAAAAUUGACAUGCUUAAUUUUUCAAAUACUGAAGAGUACUGA
Messenger RNA from Saccharomyces mikatae IFO 1815, 300 nucleotides. RefSeq lists its product as uncharacterized. The coding region runs from base 1 to 300 and encodes 99 amino acids. Lineage: Eukaryota; Fungi; Ascomycota; Saccharomycetes; Saccharomycetales; Saccharomycetaceae. The record is from RefSeq and is a predicted model, not a curated record. The transcript has a single exon.